Messenger RNA from Artibeus jamaicensis (Jamaican fruit-eating bat), 3073 nucleotides. RefSeq names its product 3-hydroxy-3-methylglutaryl-CoA synthase 2 (gene HMGCS2). Bases 143 to 1768 code for a protein of 541 amino acids. The record is from RefSeq and is a predicted model, not a curated record. Lineage: Eukaryota; Metazoa; Chordata; Mammalia; Chiroptera; Phyllostomidae. Gene Ontology annotation, biological process: acetyl-CoA metabolic process. Gene Ontology annotation, molecular function: hydroxymethylglutaryl-CoA synthase activity. Gene Ontology annotation, cellular component: mitochondrion. The transcript has 11 exons.
GAGUCCAGCGAAGCGACUUCUGCAGGUGAAGAAAGGGAUGCAGGAAGCACCCGCCAUGGCUGCUAGCCUUCUCCCCACAGUCCUCCAAAGAUGAAGCCUGCAUCGACUCUGAAGCCAUCCUCAGAGCUUGCCCCGUCUCAGCAUGGGAUUCGCUGCCUUGAAAAUGAAGGGAGACUUGUGCCUUCCACCCCGUGGUCCCCAGCUGCUUUCCUUGUGUGCUGUCUGCCUGCUCCCUUUCCUCUCCACUCCCGGUGUCCUUACUUGUUCAGUCGCCCCCAGUGUGGCCACUGCCUCUUCAAGCCCCCUCCAGUUCUUCAUCAGCAGGAGCUCCACUCAUCCCUCAAGGUUUUCUACAAUCCCUGCUGUCCCCUUGGCUAAAAUGAAUGCUUGGCCAAAGGAUGUGGGCAUCCUUGCCAUGGAGGUGUAUUUCCCUGCCCAAUACGUGGACCAAACAGACCUGGAGAAGUACAACAAUGUAGAAGCUGGGAGGUACACGGUGGGCUUGAGCCAAACCCAUAUGGGCUUCUGCUCGGUGCAGGAGGACAUCAAUUCCCUGUGCCUGACAGUGGUGCAGCGGCUGAUGGAGCGCACGAAGCUCCCGUGGGAGUCUGUGGGCCGGCUGGAAGUGGGCACCGAGACCAUCAUCGACAAGUCCAAGGCUGUUAAAACAGUGCUCAUGGAGCUCUUCCAAAACUCAGGCAACACUGACAUUGAGGGCAUAGAUACCACCAAUGCCUGCUAUGGUGGCACUGCCUCCCUCUUCAAUGCGGCCAACUGGAUGGAGUCCAGCUCCUGGGAUGGUCGCUAUGCGGUGGUGGUCUGCGGGGACAUUGCAGUGUACCCCAAAGGAAAUAUUCGCUCCACAGGCGGGGCCGGGGCCGUGGCAAUGCUGCUUGGGCCCGAGGCUCCCCUGGUCCUUGAGCGAGGGCUUCGGGGAACCCACAUGGCGAACGUAUACGAUUUCUACAAACCAGACGGUUCUACAGAAUACCCAGUGAUAGAUGCGAAGUUAUCCAUUCAGUGCUACUUACAGGCCUUGGACCGAUGUUACGCAGUAUACCGUCAAAAAAUCCAGAACCAGUGGAAGCAAGCUGGCAUCGACCGACCUUUCACUCUCGAUGAUUUACAGUUCAUGAUUUUCCACACACCCUUUUGCAAGAUGAGCCAGAAAUCCCUGGCUCGCCUGAUGUUCAAUGACUUCCUGUCCACCGGUAGCAACACACAGAUCAGCUGCUACAAGGGGCUGGAGGCCUUCAGGGGGCUAAAGCUGGAAGACACCUACAACAACAAGGAGCUGGAGAAAGCUUUGCAAAAGGCCUCUCUGGACAUGUUCAACAGGAAAACCAAGGCUUCCCUUUACCUCUCCACGCACAACGGGAAUAUGUAUACGUCGUCGCUGUAUGGGUGUCUGGCCUCACUUCUGUCCCAGCACUCUGCCCAGGACUUGGCUAGCUCCAGGAUUGGGGCCUUUUCCUAUGGCUCUGGCUUGGCAGCCAGUUUCUUUUCACUUCAAGUGUCCCAGGACACUUCUCCAGGGUCCCCCCUGGAAAAGCUGGUGUCUAGUAUGUCAGACCUGCCAAAACGCCUUGCCUCCAGGAAGCGCGCGUCUGCUGAGGAGUUCGCAGCAGUGAUGGAACAAAGAGAACAAUUCUACAACAAGGUGGACUUCUCGCCCCCUGGGGACAUAAAGAACCUUUUCCCAGGCACCUGGUACCUGGAGAGAGUGGAUGGGCUGUAUCGCCGGAAGUACGCCCGCUGUCCCGUCUGAAGCUGCUCCAUGGAGCGUGGUCCCUGGGAAAAGUGCGCUAGCAGAGCUUCUGCCCACGAAUCAUGUAAAGAAAAACAAACAACGACCCAGUUGUAAACAGAUUGGAUUGGACACACCAGCCCGUAAGCCCUGGCCCUGUAGAGUGACAGUCACCCUCAGUGCGUCCUUCAUGCCUUUUCCUGCUGUAGUCACUGUCAUGGGCUUGUGGCUCUGUGGGUCAGGGGCCCUUUGAGAAAAAGAGGGCAGGGGAAGAGGCCUGGCCUUGACCUCCAGAAAUGGGACAGAUCAGUUGUCUCCAGGAUCCGGAUGACUUGCCCAUCGUCCAUUGUAGCUUUGCUUUUAUUAUUAUUACUAAUUUUCUGUGCUGUUCUGUCUUUAUUGUUUCUUUCAGUUUUCUGUGAAUUUCUAAAUUUUAUACCUGGUACUAAUAUAAUGGUACUAAGCUAAUAUAACACUACUAAAAAGGUAGAGAAGAGAGGGGGAAGAGGUGAAGGGUGUCUCCAUUGUACAGCAUUAGAUAAGAACUGGACUUUGGCCCUGGCCAGCAUGGCUCAGUUGGCUGGACCGUCGUCCCCAACCAAAAAGUUGCGGGUUCGAUUCCAGAUCAGGGCAACAUACCUAGGUUUGAGUUCACUCCGUGGCCCGGGCGUGUACGGGAGGCAACCAGUCAAUGCUUCUCUCACACAUGGAUGUUUCUCUCUCUCUCUCCCUUUCUCUCUCUCUAAGAAGCAAUGAAAAACAUGUCCCUGGGUGAAGAUAAAACAAAUAAGUUAAUUAGACUUUGGGAGGUGAUAACUUUGUAGUGUAUACAGAUGUCGAAUUAUAAUGCAUGCUGUAUACCCGAAAUUUAUAUAAUAAAUAAAAGUAAAGGGCAAGAGAGGCAACCAAGCCCCAACUGUGCACAGAAACAAAAAUCACAAGCAAGAAAAUGAAAUGAGCUACUCGAAAGAGAAGAGGAGGAAACAAUUCUUCUAUUUCCUGGAAACCAGAACAUAAAAAAAAAUCACACUGGCUGCUGGACGGAGAGGCAGAGAAGCCUGCCCCGCCCCCUGGCCCCUGGCUGGGAGGCCCCUCCUGACCUUGACUCCCCCACAGCCCUUUGACUGCUGAGCUCGCACUGCCCAGUCCCCCCUCCCCGUCACUCUGUUCUCUGAGAGGCUCUGGGGCAACAUGGGCAGGGAAACACACUGCCCGGCCCCCAGCUUCCUUCCCUGAUCUAAAGAUGUCCCACAGAGGACAGCCAGCGACAGGGGCCGCAGUGACUGCCCGGAGCUUGCAGAUCAAAGCUCCUGGUCUUUAUCAGUG